Molecule: messenger RNA, 2134 nt
Organism: Acomys russatus (golden spiny mouse)
Lineage: Eukaryota; Metazoa; Chordata; Mammalia; Rodentia; Muridae
Gene: Haus5
Product: HAUS augmin like complex subunit 5
Exons: 19
Coding region: 56-1942 (628 amino acids)
Biological process (GO): spindle assembly; centrosome cycle
Cellular component (GO): HAUS complex; centrosome
Source: RefSeq, a predicted model, not a curated record
CGCGCUUAAAUCGAGUGCGGGAAGCUGCGGCUGCGGCUGAGCGCUUGUGACAGCCAUGGAACUGACGCAGGUAGCGCGGGAACUGGGUUGCUGGGCUGCGGAAGAGAUGGAGGUGCCCCUAGCGGCCCGCCCCAAGGAGUCGACGCUGCGCAGGCUGUGUCUGGGUCAGGGGGCUGACAUCUGGGCCUACGUCGUGAAACAUGUACGUAGUCAGAGAAGUAUCAAGACCAUCCGGGGGAACCUGCUCUGGUAUGGACAUCAGGACAACCCAAAGCUCCGUCGGAAGCUGGAGCUGGAAGCCGUUGCGGUCCGCCUGCGAGCAGAGAUCCAAGAGCUGGACCAGAACCUGGAGCUGAUGGACCGAGAGACCGAGGCUCAGGACACGGCCAUGGCACAGACCCUGCAGAGCCUGAAAGAGACCCAGCACCGAGCACUUCUCCUCCAGGCCCAAGCUGGGGCUGCACGAAGGCAGCAGCGCGGGCUGCAAGAUCCCACGCAGCGGCUGCAGAAUCAACUCAGGCGCCUGCAGGACAUGCAAAGGAAAGCCAAAGUGGACGUGCUCUUCGGACCUCUGGCGUCAGCCGCCCCAGCCAUAGAGCCUGAGGUGUUGCGUGACGUCCGGGAAGCCUGCUCCCUCCGCACUCAGUUCCUGCAGAAGCUUCUGAUGCCCCAGGCCAGCGGGGGUGGCGUCCGAAGCUCUCGAGAUGACCACUUUGGAUCUUCCUAUCAGCAGUGGCUGAGCUCAGUUGAGUCGCUGCUGACAGACCACCCUGCAGGCCACAUCCUGGCUGCCUUAGAGUACCUGGCUGCAGAGCGGGAGGCGGAGAUCCGGUCCCUGUGUAGCGAAGAAGAGACGCCCAGGCCCCAGGCCCCGGACCCAUCAAACCCCAGCCAGGCCCUGCCGUCCACUGCGCAUCUCAUCCAGGAGGGCUGGCAGGCUGUAGGGGCACUUGUGGCCGAGAGGAGUGCGCUCCUGAGUGAGAGACAAGUCUUGACUGGCCGCCUCCAGAGCCUGGUGGAGGAGAUGGAGAGACGUUCUCUGGGACCCAGUGAGAGGAAAGUCCUGCUGCUGGGGCUGAGGUACAGUGGCCUGUGGGCAGAGCUGAAGGCUCUUCACGCCCAGUGCCAGGAACUGGGGGAUGCAGUUGGGCACCGGCAACUUCUGCUGCGGGAGCUGCAGGCCAAGCAGCAGCGGAUCCUGCAGUGGCAGCAGCUGGUGGGGGAGACCCAGGAACAGAUCCGCCUGCUCAUCAAAGGAAACUCGGCCAGCAAGACCCGCCUGAGCCGAGGCCCAGAGGAGGUGCUGGCUCUCAUUCAGCGGAAGCUUCUCCCCACCUCUGAGGCGGUGGCACCACAGAGCCAGGAGCUGCUCCGCUGCCUGAAGGAAGAAACGCAGCACCUCCCCCGCAUUCUGCUGGGCCCCUUGCUGCGGAGCCGUGCCACAGGGCCGGAGCCGCUGUCCAGGGUUCUACCAUCCAUCCAUCGGCUGCACCCCAGCACCCCAAGGGGCUCCAACCUCAUCUCGCUGAGUCACACGCUCGGGCUGCCUGCAGGGAAAGCACCAGAGCUGCUACUUCCAAAGGCUGCCUCUCUCCGCCAAGACCUUCUGUUUCUCCAGGACCAGUGGGGUUUCCAGGGAGGAAAUCUCCUCCGUGCAAAGGCCAGUGUGUCUCGGGAACCAUGCACCCAGGAGCUGCUGCAGAUGCAGGCGUCCCAGGAGAAGGAGCAGAAAGACAGCACGGGGCAGGCCCUGCAGAAGCUGGCGAGCCUGUUGGGACAGGCACUGGAGCACAUCCCCGAGCUGCAGGCCGCCACUGAGGACUGGUGGGAGCAGCCAGGCCAAGCCGCCAUCUCUGAGGAGCUCAGUCAGGGCCUGUCCCUGCCCCAGUGGCGGCUGCGCUGGGCCCAGGCCCGGGGAGCGCUGCAGCAGACAUACAAAUGACGAGGCGCCAGGGAGCAGAGUCAAGAAUUGUAAUUUAGCCUGGUGGUGUGCACCUCUUGCCUCUACUCAGGAGGCUGAGGAAAGAGGGCUGCUGCUUACUUCUAAGACAGCCUAGACUCCAUAGUGAGACCCUAUUUCAAAAAUAAAUAGUGUUUAACCCCUAAACUUCACCUCCUUCAAUAAACUAUUUGA